GGGUAGUCAGCGCCGCCACGGAGGGUGAGUCUCAGUCGCCACUCGGUCAGCCUGCCGCACGGCUGGGUUUCGGAAUCCGUCUACGCGAGUACGCGCUCUCUUUCUCUCCCUCUCACCACACACACACACACACACACACACACACAACACAACACAACACAACAGAACACAACACCACACGACACCACACAACACACACGUACACGUACAUAUUCAUCGUAACACGUUCACGCUCGCGUUCGCAUCGAAAUCGCACGCAUCAUCGUACACAUCAUCGCGUACACGCACACUUACACACACACACAAAAUUACACACGGUGACACGCACAGAUACACAUUUACACCCCCUCGUCGACACGCAGAGAGACAGACGGACGGACAGGCAGGCAGACAGACAGACGGACAGACCGACACCGCGGAAGGUGCACGCGAGAAGAGCCGAGGCACACACACACACGUAGGGGUGGCAGAAGUGCGCGAAGAAGAAGAAGAAGAAAGGAAAAAAAGCCAGCGGAGAAAGCAAGGUGCGGAUCACUACGUUCCUGGAUCAACCUACCCCGGUACACCUAAACGAUCGCUUCUCGGUAAUCGGUGAUCGCCGUGGCAGCCGCGACAACGUAUCCCGGACGCGGACGCGUACCCGCAACCGGUCAGCGCGUGUGCACCCGACCACGAUCGAUCCUCGCGGCGAUACGAUCCAGAAACGCGAUGGACAGAACCGCCAUCCUGCUGCGACCAGCGAGAUAGCCGAGACCGGACCCAGCGCGGGACCGAAAGCCGGGCCCAACACCGCACGGGACUGCUAAUCGGUGGUGCACCGUAGCCUCAUCGAGGCUGAGUACCGUGGUAUCUCGGCAAGGAUUCUCGAUCGCAGGCAGCCGGUGGUCUCGCAGCGGCAACAGUAUCCGCGGGCCGUUGGCCAGGCCGAGGAUCAAGGAUGUGAUCUCGGCUCCCUUGGUAUCCGCGUUCCCCUCGCAAAGGGAUGUUCUCCUCCGCGGGCACCAGCUGCACCGACGCCGAGGAGGACGCCGAGGAUGUGGAGAACGACGUGGCAGGUACCGCGCAGUCGUCUAAUUACUUGCCGUCGGGUAUCCGUGAUAGCGCGCGCGAUAACCUGGAAGGACUGCGGUUAGAUGGGUCAUCGAUCGCGCGUCCACCAGCCGAGGACACUAUCGCGAGGCCAUCGACGUCGUGGUCGCUGCCUCGAUAAAUCCGGACCGCCGUCCUCCCCGUUCCCUUGGUCGCCGUUCUCCUCCCGCAUCUCCUUCGCCUCCGCCUCCGCCCCCGCGAUCGCAUUUGCGUUCGCGCCCGCCACCAGCCCCGCACCCGCCACGCCGUUUAGUUGUUGUCCGGCGGGUACGCCGCGCCGGAAACCGGAAGAGGUCCCCGAGACCGGGACACGGGGACUGCUCGGGCUUGGAGCGCCGGAAGACGGGACAGCCGGAGCCGAAGGAGCCGCGUCCAGGUGACGAAAGACGCGGCCCGAUUAGCCGAAUCGCGGGUUCGCCGCGUUCGGUUGCCGAACGGAGGGGGCAACGUACACGGGGCGAAACAACGUUCUAAGGGAGAGAUCCGUGCGCGGGAUCGAGCGAAAACGAAGGGUCCAGGUCGAACAGAGUGCGCGGACCCCCCGUGUGACAUCGAGUGCGUCGCCCUGGUGACUUAUAUUGGAUGACCGGUGAUCGGGCUGUCCGGGACUGGCCGACUACCGAGGAGACGCCGCGCGAUGGUGAACUAUCCGCGGGUCAUGACAUUCAGUUAGUGUUGUGGUGCCGCGGGCCCGUUCGUGUCACGGUUGCAAGCCGAGCUGGAUAACAGAAGCGAGAAGAGAGAUUCACGCAUAGCGAGAGGAGAGAGAGAGCGAGCCGUGCCCGAGGAUGAGGCGAGGAAGACCGAGCACCGUGAACAGCGUAGCCGACAGAGGCUGGCCUAGGUCCUGAUAGCCGCAGCGACCAGGAUUCCGGGGAUCAUUCACGGGAGAAAGGAUGCCAGGGGGGCGCAGGGGCCUGGUCGCCCCGCAAAACACAUUCUUGGAGAACAUCAUACGACGGAGCAGCAGUCAACCUGACAGCAGUUUUCUCCUGGCGAACGCUCAGAUCGUCGACUUCCCUAUUGUCUAUUGCAACGAAAGCUUUUGCAAAAUCUCUGGCUAUAAUCGUGCCGAGGUUAUGCAAAAGUCCUGCCGCUGCGGAUUCAUGUACGGGGAGUUGACGGACAAAGAGACGAUCGCCAGGAUCGAGGAAUGCCUCGAGGGCCAGAUUCACGAUCAAUUCGAGAUCCUGCUGUACAAGAAGAACAGUGCCCCACGAGGUAUGUCUAGCACAGGUUCGCAAAAGAGUGCUCGAAAGACCCACCACGUGAGCAAGAGACGACACACGUACAAGGAUCGUCGAACGAUCCCUGGACCGAGGGGCGGCCAUAAUGAGAGGACGCUAUUCGACCUCCCGGCUACUCUUGAUUUCAAAACACCACUAUGGCUGCUUCUGCAAAUAGCGCCGAUCAAAAACGAACGGGACCUGGUGGUCCUGUUCCUGCUAACCUUCCGGGACAUCACUGCCCUGAAGCAGCCGAUCGAGGCGGACGACAGCAAGGGCGGCCUAUCGAAGUUCGCGAAACUCGCCAGAACGGUCACCAGGUCCAGAUCCGUUCUCGUCUCGCAGUUCAGCUCCCAUCUGCCCGCCCUGAAGGACUCCGCGUUGCCGACCACUACCAAACAGUCGCACCUAGCUCACAUGUUGACCUUAAGCGGCGACGUGAUGCCGCAGUACAGACAGGAGGCGCCGAAGACACCGCCGCACAUUUUAUUACAUUACUGCGCGUUCAAGGCGAUCUGGGACUGGAUCAUUUUGUGUUUGACCUUUUACACGGCCAUCAUGGUGCCCUACAACGUCGCGUUCAAGAACAAAACCAGCGAGGACGUAUCGUUGCUGGUGGUCGACAGCAUCGUCGACGUCAUAUUCUUCAUCGACAUUGUCCUGAAUUUUCACACGACGUUCGUCGGUCCCGGCGGUGAGGUGGUGUCCGACCCAAAGGUGAUCAGAAUGAACUACCUGAAGUCGUGGUUCGUCAUCGACCUGCUCAGCUGCCUUCCGUACGACGUGUUCAACGCGUUCGACCACGACGAGGACGGGAUCGGCAGCCUGUUCUCCGCCCUGAAGGUGGUGCGUUUGCUCCGUCUAGGUCGCGUGGUCCGCAAACUAGACCGGUAUCUGGAGUAUGGAGCCGCGAUGCUCAUUCUUCUGCUCUGUUUCUACAUGUUGGUUGCUCACUGGCUGGCCUGUGUCUGGUACGUCACUUUAAGGUACUCGAUAGGAAGAUCGGACGCCGACAACGGUGUCCAGUACUCCUGGCUGUGGAAGCUGGCGAACGUCACCCAGUCCCCGUACAGCUACCUGUGGACCAAUACCAGCACCGCGCCCGAGCUGGUGGCGGGUCCGUCCCGUAGGACCAUGUACGUCACCGCGCUCUACUUCACGAUGACCUGCAUGACCUCGGUGGGCUUCGGGAACGUCGCCGCGGAGACCGACAACGAGAAGAUCUUCACCAUCUGCAUGAUGAUCAUCGCCGCCCUGCUGUACGCCACAAUCUUCGGUCACGUGACCACGAUAAUCCAACAAAUGACAUCCGCGACCGCCAAGUACCACGACAUGCUGAACAACGUCAGGGAGUUCAUGAAGCUGCACGAGGUGCCGAAAGCGCUCAGCGAACGCGUGAUGGACUACGUCGUGAGCACCUGGGCGAUGACCAAGGGCCUAGACACCGACAAAGUGCUCAAUUACUGCCCCAAGGACAUGAAGGCCGACAUCUGUGUUCAUUUGAAUCGAAAAGUCUUCAACGAACACCCGGCGUUCAGGCUGGCCUCCGACGGUUGCUUGCGCGCCCUGGCGAUGCACUUCACGAUGUCGCACAGCGCUCCCGGGGACCUCCUCUAUCACACCGGCGAGUCGAUCGACUCGCUCUGCUUCAUCAUCACCGGGAGCCUCGAGGUGAUCCAGGACGAGGAGGUGGUCGCGAUCCUCGGCAAGGGGGACGUGUUCGGGGACAGUUUCUGGACGAACCCGUCCGUGGGACAGAGCGCGGCGAACGUCCGCGCCCUCACCUACUGCGACCUACACACCAUCAAGAGGGACCGGCUGCUGGAGGUCCUGGAUUUUUAUCAGGCCUUCGCCAACUCCUUCGCCAGAAACCUUGUCCUCACGUACAACCUGAGCCAUCGGCUGAUAUUCCGGAAAGUGGCCGACGUCCGGCGCGAAAAAGAGCUGGCCGAGCGGAGGAAAAACGAGCCGCAGAUGGAUCAAGCGCAGGAUCACCUGGUGCGCAAAAUUUUCUCGAGGUUCAAGACCGACGGGGAAGCCCAGAUUGGCGUGACCAGGGCCGCAAACGGACGGUCCCAGCAGGAUUCCGACGAGGAGCUCACCGUGAACGUCCUGCCGCCCUGGCCCAGUUUUAGGUUCCGCAGGGAGAGGCACACCGCCGACGUCGAGAAGGGCGACGGGAAGGACGCCAAGGACGGCAAGGAGGGCGAGUCCUCGCACUCGAGGAAACUCUCCACCGCCGACGAGAACACUGCCGCCAAGCCGCGAACCGGCAAGUGGGGACGAUUGUUAGGAAGCGCGAGCCUGGACUCGGGGAGCGACACAGGGUCCGGCGCGGACACGUUCAAGAGGUCGUUGAGCGCUCGGGACGCGAGGCCGAGUUCCAGCGGGGGCAGCAACAAGGUGUUCCCGAAGUUCGGUAAGCUGGCCGGUACGAUCGAGGAGUCCGGCGACGGGGAGAGCGGGAAAGAGAUCAGCCAGCAGCAGCAGCCGCCGCAGCCGCCGCAGCCGAGCGCCGCGGACUCGAAGCAGCUUCAGCUGCGCCGAUUGGAGAGCUACGACGACGGUCUGAUCACCAGCCAGCCGAGCCACGACCGUGAGAUCCUGGCGGCGGUGCUGGAGGUCAAGGUGGACCUGAAGCUGGAGGUGCAGCGGGUGAACCAGAGGCUGGCGAAGAUCGAGGACAUGCUGCAGAUGUUGUUGACGCGGAUGCCGACGAUCAGUCCUCAGCAGCAGCAGCAGAAGCCGGGUGGUAACAACGGGUCGUCGGGCGCGGGCCAGCCGUCCAGUCAGGCACCGAGCUCCCAGCAAGGCUCGCAGGCGACCCAGACCACCGGCGGGAACGGUAUCGGCGAGCAGAAAUUGUCGAUAGCGACCGCGUCGACGUCGACGAUGGCCGGGGAGGGUUACAGGGAGCAGGGGACGACGACCGAGCGCAGCUCCAAGUCCCAGGAGCACCAUCAUCAUCACCAUCACCACCAUCAGCAGUCGUCGGACCGGCUCAAGGACUCGGACUACAAGAGCUCGUCCCGGGAGGUCAGCAAGGAGCUCCUGGAGAGGCUCGCGCAGGCCUCCACGUCCCGGUCGGACGACGCCGCGCCUCUCGGCCCGCUGAUCCUCCGGAAACGCAGGAGCAAAUCGAGGAACAAAGGGGCCGCGCCGCUGGCGCCGCUCGCCAGCCAGCCGAUCAGCCCGUCCGAGGCCACGGAGACCACGCAGAUGCUCGAGUGCACCGACGACAGGGAGCCGCAGAGCUCCAGGGAGCAGCAAGCCGAGAGGAGCGACAGGAAGAGGCCUCCGCCCAGGCCCAGAGAGUACUUGUGAAAGUUCUUGUGGCUCCGGUCGGUUGUCUCGAGGCUCCUCCUCUGAUUCCGACAGGGAACUCUGCUCUGUGAACUGCUGAUGAACCGAGCCUCUUCUAUCUUCUUCUUCUUCUUCUUCUUCCGCGGGAGAGGCCGCCGGCGGGGAUGCGAGGGCUCGGUGCCGACGCACGGUGUUCAGGGAUAUCGCGGUCCCCAACGACUUUCGAACGAUUGGGGACCACCGUUCCUUCGCGGUUAGAUAUUUUUAGCUUUUAGUCGAUCGUGUGUGGAGCUCUCGGACAGCCAUACACGCCGGACUAUUUUCGACGUUCAACGAACAGUCUAAACGCGUGUACAUAACAUACACGGCGUUUACCCAUUAAGCCGCGCAUUGUCUGUAAUUUCACCGCUCCGCGAGGGCGCACGCAAUUAUCCGCUAAAACCGCUUCGCGAAUCAUCCUCAGCGAGCUUCACCGAGGAUCGUCGGAGCACACGCGAGAAACGAACCUACGGACAGCAAGAAAAGUACUAGCGUAAUUAAAUAUACGUAUGCAUGUGCGCGGCACGAGUCCGGCGAUACGACCGACUUUCGAAAUCAGCUCGGACUUUUUGUUUAAACGGGAUCUGUUUCGCGAUGGAAAGCCGCACGGUUGUUACGGGAGGAGGACUUUUUGGGAGCUGUGCUUUCGAUGUCGUGUCGCGCGAACUCGCCCUGUACGUGUUGUAAACUCUCCCCCGUUGGCGUCGCGGGACCCGGCGUGGUGGUCGCCAACGGGGGACUGCCUGUAGACAAUUAUCGAAUGUAAAAAAUUG
Molecule: messenger RNA, 6430 nt
Organism: Megalopta genalis
Lineage: Eukaryota; Metazoa; Arthropoda; Insecta; Hymenoptera; Halictidae
Gene: eag
Product: potassium voltage-gated channel protein ether a go-go
Biological process (GO): regulation of membrane potential; potassium ion transmembrane transport
Cellular component (GO): voltage-gated potassium channel complex; plasma membrane
Molecular function (GO): voltage-gated potassium channel activity
Source: RefSeq, a predicted model, not a curated record